Messenger RNA from Phaeodactylum tricornutum CCAP 1055/1, 801 nucleotides. RefSeq lists its product with no specific name. Lineage: Eukaryota; Bacillariophyta; Bacillariophyceae; Surirellales; Neidiaceae. Gene Ontology annotation, biological process: cobalamin metabolic process. The transcript has 2 exons. Gene Ontology annotation, cellular component: cytoplasm. The record is from RefSeq and is a predicted model, not a curated record. Gene Ontology annotation, molecular function: cyanocobalamin reductase (cyanide-eliminating) (NADP+) activity; demethylase activity; FAD binding. Bases 1 to 801 code for a protein of 266 amino acids.
AUGCCCGACGAGGAAGACGUAGCGGCCCUCGCUCAAACCUCUUUUCACAGACUAGCCGAGAAUUUACAUCGAAAUGGCUUCGAUAUCUGCCAUCCCUUCCACCCACGCUGGUACAAUGAAUGGCUUCAGCAGCAAGCAAAUGGGCUAUCAAUUUUGGACGAAAAAGACAUAUCGGGCGCUUUUCUAAUUGGAAAUACCAAGAACAUGUGGCCGUAUUUCAAACGCUGGUGGAGCACUCGUUCCACCAUUGGCCAGCAGCUGUCGGCUGAGCAGCGCAAGCACCCGCUGGAUACCUUUUGUAAAGAUACAAUCACGGCUAUUGUCAAGAGCUACUUCUUGUCCCUCGAGGGUGGUAAUGCAAACAGGGAUCGAUUUGAGCUUCACUGGGCCUCCACCCACGAAAUUGAGAAGCUGGUGUCCAUGCAGCGAAUCGCUAGUGUUAGCGGAUUUGCCUACUUAGAUCCGCACACUCACUUGGCUGUACAUCCCAUUUACGGCACUUGGAUGUCGUUUCGGGCCGUGGUUGUCUUUCACUCGAAGAGUCGAAUUCCAUUUCAAUUGCCACCACCGAAAAUGGUCCCUUGUUUGCUAUCUCCACAGGAGCAAGAGAUUGCUCGAGAGGCAAUGAUCCAUGCACUCAAAUAUAGCGAUUUGGACCAACUUUGUGGUCAGCUUCACAAUACGAUGGAGGGCAAUGAUGAAAUGAUUUUAGCAUGGAUAGCCCUCCGAGAUUGCGUCCGAGUUGGUCGUUUCCUCGGCGUGCGCGGAGGACGUCGUAUUUGUAAACGAUUAUAUCGCUAG